Acanthosepion pharaonis is the source of this 4224-nucleotide messenger RNA. Lineage: Eukaryota; Metazoa; Mollusca; Cephalopoda; Sepiida; Sepiidae. The record is from the annotation of a GenBank genome assembly.
AUGAAUGAAUUUAAUUGCCAGUAUUUCUUACUUCCUUUCUUUCCUUCUCCCUUACUUUCUAUCAAUUUUCUUCUUCUUUCUCUUCAAAUUCUUCUCUUUCCUUCUUUCAUUAUCGAAAUUACUUCUUUCUUCCACUCUUCAAUUGCAACCACAUUUCAUUCUUCUUCCACCUCCAUGUUGGGAUUCUUUCUUUUUUCCCCUUUUCUAAUACUUUCCCUUCCUUCCUUCCUUCCUUCCUUCCUUCCUUCCUUCCUUCCUUCCUUCCCCUUCACUUCCUUUCUCUUUCCUUUCCCUUCCUUCCCUUUCCUACCCACCCUUCCUCUUCCCCUUUCCCUUUCCUUCCUUCCUUCCUUCCUUCCUUCCUUUCCCUUCACUUCCUUCCUUUUUCUUCCCUUCCUGCCUUCCUUCAUUACUUCCUCCCACUUCAUUUCCUUCCUUCCUUCCUUCCUUCCUUCCUUCCUUCCUUCCUUCCUUCCUUCCCCUUCACUUCCUGUCUCUUCCUUCCUUCCUCCCCUUCACUUCCUUUCUCUUCCCUUUCUUCCUUCCUCCCCCUUUCCUUCCUUCAUUUCCUUUCCUUCUUCCUUUUCCUUCCUUCCUUCCUUCCUUCCUUCCUUCCUUCCUUCCUUCCUUCCUUCCUUCCUUCCUUCCUCUUCCUUUAUUCCUUCCUUCCUUUCCCUGCACUUCAUUCCUUUUCCUUCCUUCCUUCCUUCCUUCCUUCCUUCCUUCCUUCCUUCCUUCCUUCCCCUUCACUUCCUUCCUUCCUUUCUCUUCCCUUUCUUCCUUCCUCCCCUUUUUUCCUUCCUUCCUUCCUUCCUUCCUUCCUUCCUUCCUUCCUUCCUUCCCGUUCCUUCCUUCCUUCCUUCCUUCCUCAUCCCUUUCUUCCUUCCUUCCAUUCCCUUCACUUCCUCCCUUCCUUCCUUUUCUUUCCGUCCUCCCCUUUUAUUUCCUCCUUCCUUUCCCUUCCUUGCUUCCUUCCUUCCUCCCUCUUCACUUCCUUCCUUUCUCUUCCCUUUCUUCCUUCCUUCCCUUUUCCUUCCUUCCUUUCCCUUCCUUCCUUCCUUCCCCUUUCCUACCUUCCUUCCAUUCCUUCCUUCGUUCCUUCCUUCCUUCCUCUUCCUUUUCUUCCUUCCUUCCUUUCCCUUCACUUCCUACCUUUUCCUUCCUUCGUUCCUUCCUUCGUUCCUUCCUUCCUUCCUUCCUUCCUUCCUUCCUCUUCCCUUUCUUCCUUCCUCCCUUUUCCUUCCUUCCUUCCUUCCUUCCUUUCCCUUCACUUCCUUCCUUCCUUCCUCUUCCCUUUCUUCCUUCCUUCCUUUCCCUUCACUUCCUCCCUUCCUUCCUUUUCUUUCCUUCCUCUCCUUUUCCUUCCUUCCUUCCUUUCCCUUCCAUUCCUUCCUUCCUUCCUUCCCCUUCACUUCCUUCCUUCCUUCCUUUCUAUUCCCUUUCUUCCUUCCUCCCCUUUUCCUUCCUUCCUUCCUUCCUUCCUUCCUUCCCGUUCACUUCCUUCCUUCCUUCCUUCCUUCCUUCUUUCCUUCCUCAUCCCUUUCUUCCUUCCUUCCUUUCCCUUCACUUCCUCCUUCCUUCCUUUUCCUUCCUUUCCCCCUUUUAUUUCCUCCUUCCUUUCCCUUCCUUCCUUCCUUCCUUCCUUCCUUCCUUCCUUCCUUCCUUCCUUCCCCUUCACUUCCUUUCUCUUUCCUUUCCUUCCUUCCCCUUUCCUACCCACCCUUCCUCUUCCCCUUUCCUUUCCUUCCUUCCUUCCUUCCUUCCUUCCUUCCUUCCUUCCUUCCUUCCUUCCUUCCUUUCCCUUCACUUCCUUCCUUUUCUUCCCUUCCUGCCUUCCUUCAUUACUUCCUCCACUUCAUUUCCUUCCUUCCUUCCUUCCUUCCUUCCUUCCUUCCUUCCUUCCUUCCUUCACUUCCUGUCUCUUCCUUCCUUCCUCCCCUUCACUUCCUUUCUCUUCCAUUUCUUCCUUCCUCCCCCUUUCCUUCCUUCCUUUCCCUUCCUUCCAUUCCUUCCUUCCUUCCUUCCUUCCUUCCUCUUCCCUUUAUUCCUUCCUUCCUUUCCCUGCACUUCAUUCCUUUCCUUCCUUCCUUCCUUCCUUCCUUCCCCUUCACUUCCUUCCUUCCUUUCUCUUCCCUUUCUUCCAUCCUUCCCGUUCACUUCCUUCCUUCCUUCCUUCCUCAUCCCUUUCUUCCUUCCUUCCAUUCCUUCACUUCCUCCCUUCCUUCCUUUUUUUUUUCCGUCCUCCUUUUAUUGCCUCCUUCCUUUCCCUUCCUUCCUUCCUUCCUUCCUUCCUUCCUUCCUUCCUCCCUCUUCACUUCCUUCCUUUCUCUUCCCUUUCUUCCUUCCUUCCCUUUUCCUUCCUUCCUUUCCCUUCCUUCCUUCCUUCCCCUUUCCUACCUUCCUUCCAUUCCUUCCUUCGUUCCUUCCUUCCUUCCUCUUCCUUUUCUUCCUUCCUUCCUUUCCUUCACUUCCUACCUUUUCCUUCCUUCGUUCCUUCCUUCCUUCCUUCCUUCCUUCCUUCCUUCCUUCCUCUUCCCUUUCUUCCUUCCUCCUUUUCCUUCCUUCCUUCCUUCCUUCCUUCCUUUCCCUUCACUUCCUUCCUUCCUUCCUCUUCCUUUCUUUCUUCCUUCCUUUCCCUUCACUUCCUCCCCUUCCUUCCUUUUCUUUCCUUCCUCUCCUUUUCCUUCCUUCCUUCCUUUUCCUUCAUUCCUUCCUUCCUUCCUUCCCCUUCACUUCCUUCCUUCCUUUCUAUUCCUUUCUUCCUUCCUCCCCUUUUCCUUCCUUCCUUCCUUCCUUCCUUCCCGUUCACUUCCUUCCUUCCUUCCUUCCUUCCUUCCUCUCUUCCUUCCUUCUUUCCUUUCUUCCUUCCUUCCUUUCCCUUCACUUCCUCCCUUCCUUCCUUUUCCUUCCUUCCUCCCCUUUUAUUUCCUCCUUCCUUUCCCUUCCUUCCUUCCUUCCUUCCUUCCUUCCUUCCUUCCUUCCUUCCUUCGUCUUCACUUCCUUCUUUUCUCUUCCCUUCCUUCCUUCCUUCCUUCCUUCCUCCCUUCCUUCCUUCCCCUUUCCUACCUUCCUUGCACUUCCUUCCAUUCCUUCCUUCCUUCCUUCCUUCCUUCCUUCCAUUCCUUCCUUCCUUCCUUCACUUCUUUCCUUCCUUCCUUCCUUCCUUCCUUCCUUCCUUCCUUCCUUCUUCUUCCUUUUCUUCCUUCCUUCCUUUCCUUCACUUCCUACCUUUUCCUUCCUUCGUUCCUUCCUUCCUUCCUUCCUCUUCCCUUUCUUCCUUCCUCCCUUUUUCUUUCCUUCUUUCCUUCCUUCCUUCCUUCCCCUUCACUUCCUUCCUUCCUUUCUCUUCCCUUUCUUCCUUCCUCCCCUUCUCCUUCCUUCCUUCCUUUCCCUUCCAUUCCUUCCUUCCUUCCUUCCUUCCUUCCUUCCUUCCUUCCUUCCUCUUCACUUCCUUCCUUUCUCUUUCCUUUCUUCCUUCCUCCCCUUUUCCUUCCUUCCUUCCUUCCUUCCUUCCUUCUUUCCUUCCUUCCUUCCUCCCCCUACACUUAUUUUCUCUUCCUUUCUUCCUUCCUCCCCCUUUCCUUCUUUCCCUCCCCUACACUUAUUUUCUCUUCCUUUCUUCCUUCCUCCCCCUUUCCUUCCUUCCUUCCUUCCUUCCUUCCUUCCUUCCUUCCUUCCUUUCCCUUCACUUCCUUCCUUUUUACUUUCCUUCCUUCCUUCCUUCCUUUUUCUUUCCUUCCUUCCUUCCUUCCUUCCUUCCUUCCUUCCUUCCUUCCUUCCUCCCCCUUUCCUUCCUUCCUUCCUUCCUUCCUUCCUUCCUCCCCUUCCUUCCUUCCCCUUCCUUCCUUCCUUCCUUCCUUCCUUCCUUCCUUCCUUCCUCUUCCCUUUCUACCUUCAUUCCUUUCCCUUCACUUCCUUCCUUUUUACUUCCCUUCCUUCCUUCCUUCCUUCCUUUUCUUCCCUUCCUUCCUUCCUUCCUUCCUUCCUUCCUUCCUUCCUUCCUCUUCCCUUUCUACCUUCCUUCCUUUCCCUUCACUUCCUUCCUUUUUACUUCCCUUCCUUCCUUCCUUCCUUCCUUCCUUCCUUCCUUCCUUCCUUCCUUCCUUUCUCUUCCCUUUCUUUCUUCCUCCCCCCUCCUUCCUUCCUUACUUCCUUCCUUUUGUUCCUUCCUUCCUUACUUUUCAAAUCAUUUCUUAUUUAUUACUCUCCUUUCUUUCUUUAUGA